CGUCAUCAUUACCACCACGAGAGACUACAUCAUGGCGAACGCAGGGCCCUCGGGAUCCUCUUCAUCGGCAUCCAUGGCGAGGGCAAAUUUCGAGCUCAACAAUGACAUGAUCGAUCUUGACCCGGCAAAGGACGCCAUUUUCCACUUUGACAAUGACCAGCAGAAGCAGGCGUUAAAUGCUGCGCCCUGGAAGAAGGACCCGCACUUCUUCCAGACUGUCCGCAUCUCAGCAGUUGCUCUCAUCAAGAUGGUCAUGCAUGCUCGCUCGGGCGGCAUCUACGAGAUCAUGGGCCUGAUGCAAGGCAAAAUCGACAUUCCCAACAGGACUCUCUGGGUCAUGGAUGCCUUUGCGCUCCCUGUGCAGGGAACUGAAACGCGAGUCAACGCUCAGAAUGAGGCGUACGAGUACAUGGUGGAGUACCUCGAGAGCAGCAAGCAGGUUGGAAGGCUUGAGAAUGCCAUCGGUUGGUACCAUUCGCAUCCCGGAUACGGAUGCUGGCUAUCGGGCAUCGAUGUCAACACGCAAAUGACGAAUCAGCAAUUUCAGGACCCCUUUGUGGCGGUCGUCAUCGACCCCAAUCGUACCAUAUCAGCUGGUAGAGUCGACAUCGGCGCCUUCAGGACGUACCCCAAGGACUAUACACCUCCCAACGCAUCCUCCUCCGAGUAUCAGUCCAUCCCGCUGGAUAAGAUCGAGGACUUUGGAGUGCACGCCAACUCAUACUACCCGCUCAAGGUCGAGCACUUCAAGUCUUCGCUCGAUGAGAAGCUCUUGGGCAUGCUCUGGGAGAAGUAUUGGAUCGCAACCUUGUCGCAGAGCCCCUUGGUCGUCAAUCGCGACUACAUGACUGGCCAGACCAAAGACCUCGCAGAGAAGCUUGCUCAGACACGCCGCUCCGCCCAGGGCAGAAGCAUCACCACACAGCCUGUAGGCAAGGGUGGGGGCGGCGGCGGCGGAGGAGGUAACAGCAUCGUGCCCGGCAGCAGUUCGGGCGACGACAGAGGAGGGUCUUCCUCCAAGUCCGGCUCGACCUCACAGCCGCCUGCUGUAGCGUCUACGUCGUCGGCUGAAGCGGCUGCGGAGAACGCAGCGAAGAUGGCAAAUGACGUGCGUAAGCGCGAGGACGAGACACCGCUGAACAAGGUAGUGAGGGACGGAUCCAAACUCUCGACCGAAGCUCAGCAUGGUUUGAUGACGCAAGUCCUGAAGGACAUCCUCUUCAAUCGCGCGUCGACUGGCGCUCCCCUUCCCUCCUUUUGAUAGAGAUGGCGAGAUAUCAUGAUAUGUGUGCCCGCGCUUUGCGAGACGACGCUUUCUCUUCCAGUCGCUCGCUAGCCCGCCCAAUCAUAGCAUCUCAGACACUAGUCGCCGUGGCCUUUUGUUUAACAGUCGAGGCCUUCAUCUAGACGGCCCAUUCUCUGAUGAGAAUUGAGCAGCCGCUCUGACCGCCUCCCCUUCUGCGUUCGUUGUCCCAUGACCUCACGCUUGACACUCGACGUCGCCGGGCGGUGUAGGAGCAGCGCGGGCCGCCCGCUCUCUCUCCGUUCUUCCUGGAGCUUGCGUCAAAUCUUGCUUGCUCCAGCUCCAGCUCCGGCUCGAGGCAGAGAGGAUGGGGCGAUGGUUGAUUGAUGAUGCGGUGCAGGCCGCGGCGGCCAAGGAGAGG
Jaminaea rosea is the source of this 1664-nucleotide messenger RNA. Its product is annotated as Mov34-domain-containing protein. Bases 32 to 1261 code for a protein of 409 amino acids. Lineage: Eukaryota; Fungi; Basidiomycota; Exobasidiomycetes; Microstromatales. The record is from RefSeq and is a predicted model, not a curated record. Gene Ontology annotation, cellular component: cytoplasm; COP9 signalosome. Gene Ontology annotation, biological process: protein deneddylation. Gene Ontology annotation, molecular function: metallopeptidase activity; deNEDDylase activity; protein binding. The transcript is spliced from 8 exons.